AUGCAGCAGCUUAAAAACGAUACAGAUGUUUGCACUACCACUGUCGAGAGUAAUGCAGAUAUCAAAGAGACCUUGACAGCUGAUGUAAUGGUGGUGCGACAACGAUUAAAACGAAAGCUUGAUCUACGAUUCGUGGUAUGGGCUUUUUUGGGCUAUUUUGCUACAUACCUCGAUCGAAGCAACUUGCCGAAUGCAUACGUUAGUGGCAUGAAAGAGGAUUUACUGCUUGAGUCAUCUGCUUACAACUGGGCCGAUACGGUCAUGCGUCUUGGGUACAAUCUGGUUCAAAUCCCUGGAUGCUUGAUACUACCCAAGGUGUAUCCAAGAUGGUUUCUUCCCACCCUCCCCUUGUUGUCUGGUGUCAUUCAAUGCUGCAUGUCUCUAGUCAAAAACCACCAAGGUUUAUUAGCUCUCAGGUUUUGCCUCGGUCUCGCUCAAUCGAUCUUUCAACCAGGGAUUGUUUUUCUCUUGGGAAAUUGGUACAUCGAGCAAGAGGUGACAAAACGUGUUAGUAUCUAUAAAGCAUCCAUGGGAGUCUCAGGUGCGGUUGGUGGUCUUAUUGCUGGUUCAAUUGUGGAAACCAUUGCCGACAAAUCAGGGCUUCGUGCAUGGCAAUGGCUCUUUGUUGUUGAAGGGCUAAUUGCUAUCUUUGUCGGUAUCCUUGGAUAUUUCAUGGUACCCAAUUAUCCACAUCAAGCAACGUCAUGGAUCAGUGAGCAAGAACGCAUGGUUACCAUGGAAAGGCAGGCAUCACAAAAGAGAGAGAUAUCAGCUGCGCCUUAUAGUUGGAGAAUCUUGAAGCAAAUUCUCUUGAGGCCUUAUACCUGGUUAAUGACAUACAUCGCAAUGUCGGCACUCUUCAUGGAUUGUAUGGCGAGCUUCUUUGUGGUCAUACUCAAGGAUAUGGGCUAUGACAGCGCCUUUGCCAAUUACAUGUCCACCCCACUUAAUCUCUUCAAUGCUUUGACGUCGCUUGCGAUUGGCUAUUCAUCUGACUGGUUUAAUGAUCACAUUGUCCAUACCGGUAUUCUCGCAGCAUGGGGAACCAUUUGGAGCAUUAUUGUCUCUGCCGUCAAUCAUGGGGAUAAUCCUGCACCCUUGGUCUUUGUCGCAGCUUAUGCAUUCACCAUUGUGGAUGCAAUGAUAUCCCUUGUCUUUGUAUGGGUCAUGGAAAUUUACAAAGGUGACAUCAAUUCACGCGCCAUGGCACUUGGCCUUGUAAAUGGCCUCGGGCUUCUCAUUCCAAGCUUUGCAAAAGUCAAGCUUUGGGUUGUCACGGAUUCACCAGUAUUCUGGUUGGGAAAGAUCUCAAAUGUGGGCAUUGGGUGUGCAUCAGUGGUCGCUGUUUUGUUGUCAUGGUUCCUCAUCCGCAUCAAGUUUAUGCUCCCAAGCCCUAUGAAGCAAACGGAGAAACAUGACCCUGAAAAACACAAGGUUGAUGCUUGA
This is a messenger RNA of Lichtheimia ornata, 1446 nucleotides long. RefSeq lists its product as uncharacterized. Gene Ontology annotation, molecular function: transmembrane transporter activity. The coding region runs from base 1 to 1446 and encodes 481 amino acids. Lineage: Eukaryota; Fungi; Mucoromycota; Mucoromycetes; Mucorales; Lichtheimiaceae. The transcript has 7 exons. Gene Ontology annotation, biological process: transmembrane transport. The record is from RefSeq and is a predicted model, not a curated record. Gene Ontology annotation, cellular component: membrane.